AUAUGUAUCGCGGAAGCAAGCUGGGCAAUCAUUAAGAAGUCAUUGAUGCCAAUAACUCCGGGCGACGAGCAGAGUUGUCAAGGAGCCAGAAUGGGCCGCGGUUUGGAUCCAAUAUGAAGAAAUGGGAAAGAUCACAGAAAGAUUAAUGACCGUCGGACACAGCGGCGAAGUGCUACUGUGGGACCCCGAGGGACAGAAUCAUAAAAAACUUGCUGAACUGGCUUAUACGAGGACGCCUCACAAGGACGUCUAUUGCACGCGACUUAACACCGGACAGGAUGAAGCGGAACAUAACUUUCUACGGAGACAGUACAUUUGUCACACGAUUGAACUUCACCCGACAGAUCCAAGGACAUAUUAUAUUACAACGAAUGAAGGAUCCAUACUCACGUGUAAAACGAGAGAAGUUCUGGGCGACAUGGAAAUCCUUCCAGCUCAUUGCGGCCCGGUUUUGGGUAUGAAGCAUUCUCCGUUUACUUCUCUUGUGUUCCUGAGCCAUGGGACGGACUUCACGACGAAAAUCUGGGUGAAGGGGAUCAACGAGCCAGUGAUAACUCUUCGCACUACUUUGCUGAGUGCCAUAUUAUGCGCGCUUUGGUCCCCGAGCCAUUCGAGUUGCCUGGUGAUUCUCAGCAAAGAAGAAUUUUCUCUAUGGGAUAUAAGUAGAAGCAUUCUUGAUCCUAUGAAUAGAGAAGAACGAAGCGAAGAAGCGUAUUUCACAACGGCGGCUUUUAUUAAAAACGGGACGUCUCUUCACGUUGGGAUGUCGGAUGGGACGGUGACAACAUACCGACUGAACGAUAUGCCACAUCCGCCAUACCUUCAGAUCAACCAUUUACACGGAGCCUUCACCAAGAUGCUCAGCGAAAAUAAAGCUCUUCUCAAACAAAUUGAUGAUAUCCUCGGUCAAGUCUCUAAAGAUAAUUAA
Cimex lectularius (bed bug) is the source of this 928-nucleotide messenger RNA. Its product is annotated as WD repeat-containing protein 78-like. The transcript is spliced from 7 exons. The coding region runs from base 122 to 928 and encodes 268 amino acids. Gene Ontology annotation, molecular function: dynein light chain binding; dynein heavy chain binding. Gene Ontology annotation, cellular component: axonemal dynein complex. Gene Ontology annotation, biological process: cilium movement. The record is from RefSeq and is a predicted model, not a curated record. Lineage: Eukaryota; Metazoa; Arthropoda; Insecta; Hemiptera; Cimicidae.